AUGUCGCAUCAUCCUUCAUAUACAAUGGCGGUUAUAUGUACACUUGGAGGCAUUAGCGCUUACGCUAAAGCACGUUCAAUGCCUUCGAUAAUGGCAGGAGUUGGCGUUGGAAUCUUAUACGGAAUUGCAGGAUAUGUUAUUAAGGAGAAUAAAGAUUAUGGGCACGAAACGGCUUUAGCUGCAUCCACUAUAUUAGCAGGUAGCAUGAUUCCUCGUGCUAUAAAGACUAAAAGACCUGUGCCCUUAUCAUUAGGUGUAUUAUCAGUUGGGGUUGGAGUCUACUAUGCAAAAAAGAUUUAUGAAUAUAGAGUUGGUGUAUAA
Funneliformis mosseae is the source of this 321-nucleotide messenger RNA. Lineage: Eukaryota; Fungi; Glomeromycota; Glomeromycetes; Glomerales; Glomeraceae. The record is from the annotation of a GenBank genome assembly.